Archocentrus centrarchus (flier cichlid) is the source of this 1163-nucleotide messenger RNA. It is a transcript of the gene mc4r, whose product is annotated as melanocortin 4 receptor. NCBI's taxonomy places the organism in Eukaryota, Metazoa, Chordata, Actinopteri, Cichliformes, Cichlidae. The transcript has a single exon. The coding region runs from base 180 to 1163 and encodes 327 amino acids. Gene Ontology annotation, molecular function: melanocortin receptor activity. The record is from RefSeq and is a predicted model, not a curated record. Gene Ontology annotation, cellular component: membrane. Gene Ontology annotation, biological process: G protein-coupled receptor signaling pathway.
AGGGGGAAGAAGAAACACUGGCUAAGAGUUUUAUCCUUCUUCAGGGGCGCAGAGGUUGUCCUCCAGACAAUGAGGACGAUCCAAAGCCACACACACUGAGGCUUUAAGAGGAGCAAACUAGCUGGACACUUCACAACAGAGAAAUAACCUAAGGAGAAAGGAAUUUAAAAGAAGCCAUUAUGAAUGCCACAGAAUACCAUGGACCGACCCAGGGGUACCAGAACAGGAGCCAAACCUCAGGCACUUUGCCAUUCAACAAAGACUUACCGGGAGAGGAAAAGGACUCAUCUUCUGGAUGUUAUGAGCAGCUGCUGAUUUCCACUGAGGUUUUCCUCACCCUGGGCAUCAUCAGCUUGCUGGAGAACAUCCUGGUUGUUGCUGCUAUAAUCAAAAACAAGAACCUUCACUCUCCUAUGUACUUUUUCAUCUGUAGCCUUGCAGUUGCCGACAUGCUCGUCAGCGUCUCUAAUGCCUCAGAGACUAUCGUUAUAGCUCUCAUCAAUGGAGGCAACCUGACCAUCCCCGUAACACUGAUUAAAAGCAUGGACAAUGUGUUUGACUCUAUGAUCUGUAGCUCUCUGCUGGCGUCCAUCUGUAGUUUGCUAGCAAUUGCUGUCGACCGCUACAUCACCAUCUUCUACGCCCUGCGAUACCACAACAUUGUCACCCUGCGUCGCGCAAUGCUGGUCAUCAGCAGCAUCUGGACGUGCUGCACCGUGUCCGGCAUCCUGUUUAUUAUCUACUCGGAAAGCACCACCGUCCUCAUUUGCCUCAUCACCAUGUUCUUCACCAUGCUGGUGCUCAUGGCAUCACUCUACGUCCACAUGUUCCUGCUGGCUCGCUUGCACAUGAAGCGGAUCGCAGCCCUGCCGGGCAACGCUCCCAUUCAACAGCGAGCCAACAUGAAGGGCGCCAUCACCCUCACCAUCCUCCUCGGGGUGUUUGUGGUAUGCUGGGCACCCUUUUUCCUCCACCUCAUCCUCAUGAUCAGCUGCCCCAGGAACCCCUACUGCACCUGCUUCAUGUCCCAUUUCAACAUGUACCUCAUCCUCAUCAUGUGUAACUCUGUCAUUGACCCCAUCAUCUAUGCCUUUCGCAGCCAAGAGAUGAGAAAGACCUUCAAAGAGAUUUUCUGCUGCUCGCACACUCUCCUGUAUGUGUGA